This is a messenger RNA of Melanotaenia boesemani (Boeseman's rainbowfish), 3484 nucleotides long. RefSeq names its product solute carrier family 6 member 16a (gene slc6a16a). Gene Ontology annotation, cellular component: membrane. The record is from RefSeq and is a predicted model, not a curated record. Gene Ontology annotation, biological process: sodium ion transmembrane transport. The transcript is spliced from 12 exons. Lineage: Eukaryota; Metazoa; Chordata; Actinopteri; Atheriniformes; Melanotaeniidae. Bases 540 to 2633 code for a protein of 697 amino acids.
UGUUAGUGAUUCUCCGCUACUCACCCCUGCGUCGCUGCAUCAACUUUUAUUUAAGCCGUUUUAAUUAAGACGCAAACAGCGUGCGUAAUUUUUGUUUUUUGCAUCCUCUGGUCGUUGAGGGCGUAUUUCUCCCACAUUUUCUACAUAUAGCAGUAUAAUUCAGCUUUAGUAGUGGGAGCACAAGCCCAGUAGUGUACACACAGCAGCGUAUUCUUGUGUUGCCCAGCCCGCUGCCCGUUUUUGGGGAAGGGUAGUUCAGCCCCUCUGGUGUCCUCAUUGGCUCAGCUGUUGUAACCUCUCCUUAGUUUCUUCUUGAGUUUGCGACGACAGUUUGUUCCAGUGCACGAAACGUAACUUGAAGUUGUCGAAAGUGCCUGGUGAAAGCAUUUAUCCUUUUGUAAACUAUCUUAUUACACUAAUAAUUAUCAAAACAAAAACGAGGAAGGGUGUAAAAGUUGCCUUGCUAGAAGACGAACAGGAAAACCAACACCGGCAGGACUACUGGAAGCUCUACUCCUCAGUGGGACCGUGCUGUCAGCAUGAGGGAGAAGCCUCCACUGGACAGCAGUGAGGAUGGAGCCUGGCUGGGGGAGGGCCAGUCUGAAACACAACUUGCGGCUGUACCUGAUCCUGAUGGACUUGAAGCAGGUGAUGCAGAUCGGCCUGCGUGGGAUUCUAAGAUCCAGUAUGUGUUGGCGCAGGUGGGCUUCAGUGUUGGCUUAGGGAAUGUGUGGAGGUUUCCAUACCUUUGCCACCAAAAUGGAGGGGGGGCCUUCAUGCUGCUGUAUAUUUUUCUUUUGCUGAUUGUGGGAGUUCCACUGUUUUUUAUGGAGUUGGCGGCAGGCCAGAGUAUUCGGCAAGGCAGCAUCGGUGUGUGGAAGCACAUCUCCCCAAAGCUGGCAGGGAUCGGCUACUCCAGCUGUGUGGUUUGUUUUUAUGUGGCUCUUUACUACAAUGUUAUAAUUGCCUGGAGCCUCUUCUACUUGGGCAAUUCCUUUCAGUAUGCUCUGCCAUGGCAACAUUGUCCAGCAGAUGUAGCCUCCAAUGACACAGUGAAAGAAUGUGCCAGUAGCUCACCAACGUCAUAUUUCUGGUUUCGGAAAGCCCUAAACAUCACAAAUUCCAUCGAAGAAUCUGGAGAGUUUAACCCCAUCAUGACAGGCUGUUUGUUGGCUGCUUGGGCGAUUGUGUCACUGGCUAUGAUCAAGGGCAUCAAGUCCUCUGCAAGGGUGAUGUACUUCUCCUCAGUUUUCCCCUAUGUGGUGCUCUUUAUUUUCCUCAUCAGAGGAUUGUUAUUGGAUGGUGCCAUGGAUGGGAUUACCUACAUGUUUUAUCCUAAACUGGAAAUCUGGGGCAGUGUGCAGGUGUGGCGGCAGGCAGCUACGCAGGUGUUUUUUGCCCUGGGUUUGGGUUAUGGCUCGGUUAUCGCUUAUUCCUCCUACAAUCCAGUCCACAACAACUGCCACAGGGAUGCAAUAAUGGUCUCCUGCAUCAACUUCAUGACAUCUGUGCUGGCCUCGCUAGUGGUUUUCGUUGUGCUAGGUUUCCGUGCCAAGAACAUUGCACUACGUUGUGUUGCUGAAAAUCUUGGGGUAUUAAAACUCAUGGCAUCAAAUGAAUCCAGCCAGCACUGGUUGCCUUUGUUCAACAUGACAGACCCAAGUUCUGUGUCUAUAGCUGAUUACAGAGCAUGGUACAGCCACUAUAGCUCCAUGGUGGAUCCUAAAAUUACUGACUGCAGUCUAGAGGAAGAGAUGAACAAGGGAGUUGAAGGAACGGGCCUGGCAUUCAUGGCAUUCACCGAGGUGAUGGCCCUGUUCCCAGCCAGCCCCUUCUGGUCCACCCUGUUUUUCCUGAUGCUGCUCAACCUGGGUCUCAGCACUAUGUUUGGAACCAUGCAGGGAAUCCUCACGCCUCUCAUGGACAAUUUUAGCCUCUUGGGGCGCCACCGGACCCUCCUCACUGUGUUCAGCUGUCUUUUAGGAUUCAUAAUAGGAUUACUGUUCACCCAGCGCUCUGGCAACUAUUUUGUGACUAUGUUUGAUGACUACUCUGCAACCUUACCAUUAAUAAUUGUUGUCAUUUUUGAGACCAUCAGUGUGGCAUGGGUUUAUGGCACCGAUCGUUUCCUGGAUGAUAUUGAAAUCAUGCUCAAGUGGCGCCCUCCAGUGGUGUAUAAAUAUCUUUGGAAAUAUGUGUGCUUAAUGGCUAUGAUCAGUCUCAUGGCUGCCAGUUUGUUGCGCAUGGUCUUCAAAAGGCCCACAUACACGGCCUGGAAUCAAACCACAGCCUCUGAGAUGAGUCUGGAGUACCCAGGCUGGGCCCUGGCUAUGAUUGUCAUGCUCAUAGUCUUUGCCAGCUUGCCAGUGCCCCUUGGCUACAUCCAUUCCAUGUUGAAAAACCGCGUUGUCCGUGGCAGUCCAUCUGAGGAGGAUGUCGGUCAGGAGAUGCACCGCGAGUUGUACACCAAGUGCAAUUCUUCUGAUCAGCUGGAUUCCAACUCCCAUCAAGCCCCGUCUGAGGAAGACGAGGGUCGUCCCAGGACUGUCUUUCUGCCGGUAGGUGGCGAACACUACCGGCUCCUACCCCAACAGGAGGAGGAUGAGGAUGAGGAACAAGAUACGGGGGUUUGAGAGUGCUCUCUGAGGACUUGCUGUUUGUUUGUGAAAGGACAAACAUUUGAAACCUAAGAGCAAAAAAUAAAAGGAAGUCAGGAAAAUGAAAGCAGGCUAAAGAGAGAACAGUCAUUAUCAGUAGCUUUUUUUCUUUUUUAGAAAGCUUCUCUGUAUUAUAUCUGUAUAUUCAGCAAACUCGAAAUUGUUAAUAAGGCAAAGUUGUUUUAACUGUUUUUAAUACUUGUGGUACAAUCACAGUCAAAUGCAGCGCUUCCUUGUCGCUUCCACCAUUAGUUUUCUGAACUGUGUGUAUGUUCAGAAACACAUUUGAACAUGCAUGAACAAGGAAAUUGGCUGCUAUGUAUGGCAAAAGAAAAUCUAUUUUUUUAAAAUAGACAAGCCAACAAUAUGUAAAUUAGGUUUGACUAGCUUUUAUUCAUGUGGGAGUUUUAAUUGAGUGGCUUGAGUCAUGGAAUGUAGCCACUGAUUAAAUAUGCUUUAUGAGGGAUAUUUUUUUAGCUAAACAAGUUUAAAUUAGCAUGAAAACAUUCUACCUUCAGAAACUGUGAUGUGUUUGCAUGGCCGUGUGUGUGUGGGAGUGUGUACCUGUGUAUUUGAAUGUUACUGUUGUGAAUCAGUUUGGUUGUGAAGGAAAAAAUGUGACAACAUGAUCACUUUAUUUUGUAUAAUUUUACCUCACAAGACCAUUGCAAGGUUUUUACAUAAGAUCAAACAAAAUGUUGUUGUACUGUGAAGGAUGGUAACUGAAAUAAAUAUCAAAUGUUAACAGCAUGACUCUGUUUCAAAUGAUUCACCUACUUGUAAUUGUAAGCAAGACUACAUCAUUAAUUGUGAUAAGAAAUGUACAA